AAUGAACGUCUCGUCUGCAGGCGGGCGACUUUGGUUACAAUGCUUUCAUAGAAUAAAGGACUGCUGUCGGAGGAAGCCUAGGGCCGUCAUUUUUAUUCCAUGGGGCCGUCGUCGGGCCUCCCAGGGCCUGUUCCAUUGUCAGUCCCCGUUGUCUAGCUGCCCAUGCUACCUCAACGCAUCUGGAAGAAAGUUCCUCCUGAUGUUAGUUGUGCCCAUCAAGAUCUAGCCUAUCUCUGCUUCAUUGACAACAAAUAGCCACAACUACUGAUUGCUGCUGGUUUGCUCAAUCCAGAUCUGGCCUCACGAAUGCGAUGAGCCUAGCUGAAAGCAUCACUGCCAAAAUGGAAUGCCAAUGCCACACCCUUUCCACGGUCGUCUGUCAGGUCGAGGUUGGCAUGCAGUGCAGCUUGCCUCUGGCUGACAAGUCCGUCGAGUGCUUGUUCAAAGCAACGACUGAGUCUAGGAGUGCGCAGACUACGGAGACUCUGGAGCAGUUAAGCUCUACUCCAGCACUUGGGCCUUCCGUUUCUCCAUCAACUGCCAAAUGUGACAACUCAAAGCAAGGAUGCCUCCACCGUUGUCACUUAUGUGACUAUACGACUGAUAAACUGUCUCAUCUGGAAACACAUGCUAGCACCCACACUGGCGAGAAGCAAUUUCAGUGCCCUUCAUGCUCUCGGAGUUUUUCAGAGAAGUGCAACCUUAGGAGACACAUGCACAUCCAUACAGGCGAGAAGCCAUAUCAGUGCCCUUCAUGUUCUUACAGCUGCUCACGAAAGGGCAGCCUUAUGACACACCUGCGCAUCCACACAGGCGAGAAGCCUUUUCAGUGCCCUUCCUGCUCUCGGAGCUUCUCAGGAAAAAGCCACCUGACAGAGCACCUGCGCACCCACACAGGCGAGAAGCCAUUUAAGUGCCCUUCAUGUCUUCAAAGCUUUUCACAAAAGGCCAGCCUGAAAGCCCACCUACGCACCCACACAGGCGAGAAGCCAUAUCAGUGCCAUUCAUGCUCUCAAAGCUUUGCACAAAUGGGCAACCUUUUGAAACACCUGUCCACCCACACAGGCGAGAAGCCAUUUCAAUGUCCUUCGUGCUCUCGGAGCUUCUCACAAAAGGCCCACCUGAAAGUCCACCUGCGCACCCACACAGGCGAGAAGCCUUUUCAGUGCCCCUCAUGCUCUUGGAGCUUCUCACGAAAGACCUAUCUAACUCAGCACCUGCGCACCCACACAGGUGAGAAGCCAUAUCAGUGUCCUUCAUGCCUUCAGAGCUUCACACAUAAGUCCAACCUGAUAUCCCACCUGCGCACACACACAGGCCAGAAGCCAUAUCAGUGCCCUUCAUGCUCUCACAGUUGCUCACAAAAGAGCAACCUUAUGGAACACAUGCGCACCCAUACAGGUGAGAAGCCAUUUCAGUGCCCUUUUUGUCCUCAGAGCUUCUCACAAAAGACCCACCUGCAAGGCCAUGUGCGAACCCACACAGGCGAGAAGCCAUUUGAGUGCCCUUCAUGCUCUCAGAGCUUCUCACAUAAGACCUACCUCAAAACCCACCUGCGCACUCACACAGGUGAAAAGCCAUUUCAGUGCCCUUCGUGCUUUCGGAGCUUCUCACGUAAGGCCUAUCUGAAAGAGCACAUGGGCACCCACACAGGUGAGAAGCCAUUUCAAUGCCCUACAUGCCUUCAGCGCUUCUUACGAAAGGCCAGCCUGAAAUCCCACCUGCGCACCCACACAGGUGAAAAGCCAUAUCAGUGCCCUUUAUGCCUCCAGAGCUUCUCGUUGAAGAGUGCCAUGAAGGUGCACGAGCGCAUUCAUACAGGUGACCGGCCAUACAAUUGCACCAUCUGCUCUAGGUCUUUUAAGCAGUCUCAUCACUUAAGCAGACAUACGAGAGCACAGCACCAUGAUACUGUAGGGGAGGUCGACAACCAUGUUGAACUGGAGCCAAUUAAAAAUCUACAGGCAUGUAGCAUGCUGGAUAGCAGCAGGUAACACAAAUGUCUCCAUGUGCUCUUGAAGGGACACUGCAGCAAAUAUUAAGCCAAGCGAAAGGGAUAGAUUAGUGCUUGAGAAUCUCUUUAAGGCAUCAAUAUUAUCGCCAACAGAGCCUUAAUAAUUGAAAAACUAAAGAAAAUGCAGGACAUGAUUGACUCUGCCGGGACAUUCAAGUACAUGCCCAAUGACGAAAGCACUCCUCACUUAAAUUAUGUCACUUGUACUCAACCACUCAUUGCAAAAAACAUUGUUGUAUUGUAUUAUAAGGCGAAAUAAAAUGCUACUUCUCCAGUUCUAUUUUA
Molecule: messenger RNA, 2299 nt
Organism: Dermacentor andersoni
Lineage: Eukaryota; Metazoa; Arthropoda; Arachnida; Ixodida; Ixodidae
Source: RefSeq, a predicted model, not a curated record